Molecule: messenger RNA, 1139 nt
Organism: Ruditapes philippinarum (Manila clam)
Lineage: Eukaryota; Metazoa; Mollusca; Bivalvia; Venerida; Veneridae
Product: ganglioside GM2 activator-like
Exons: 4
Coding region: 226-792 (188 amino acids)
Biological process (GO): ganglioside catabolic process; lipid transport
Cellular component (GO): cytoplasmic side of plasma membrane
Molecular function (GO): lipid carrier activity; enzyme activator activity
Source: RefSeq, a predicted model, not a curated record
AUCAGUACAUUUUGAUAUGAACAGGAAUUACAAAUUCAAGCGUUUGUCAGAUGUAACAAAAUGAUCAAUUGAUCAGUGUCAAAAGUGGUCAGCAUCAUUUAACUAUUUUGAUACUUUGCCAAAUAUAGUACACAUAUAAUUGGCAAACAAUUGGUUUUUAUACAUAGACAGUUGCUAACUCUGACAGUGUUCCUACAACCUUUAUAGAAGUGAGUGCAGAAAAAAAUGUUACUUAUAAAAACAUUGUUAGUGGUUUACUUGUCUAGAAUUAUCGUGGCUUAUACACCUUUCAGCCUCACAGAUUGCGCUGAGAAUAGACUGGUGACACUAACAGGGCGUCUCACACAGCACCCAAUCGAAUUUCCAGGAGAUAUUCGGGUGACAGCUAGAGUUGAUAUAAAUAGACCACUCACUGCCACUGGACAUCUGAGGUUGGACGCUGAAAUCCAAAAAUGGAUCGUAUUUGACUACUUUACACUACCGUGCAUUUCAAACGUUGGUAGUUGUUCAUAUGACCUAUGUGACCUCCUUUCAUGGUUUGAAGAUCGUGGUUGUCCAUGGCAAUUAGAAGAAAGCAAUUUUCCAUGCACGUGUCCGUUUUCAAACGGUACAUACACCCUUGACCCUCAUCCAUUCUCCGUGCCGACAUUGAAUAGCGUUUGGCAAUGGAUAGCAUAUGGCGAUUUUCGUGUGACUGGCAGCCUAAUUGAUGAGAAUACGUCAGAGGUGGUUUCUUGUUACGUCUUAGAGUUUUCCGUUCAGAGAGCACCAAUCAGGUGGCCUUGGUGGUAGGACAGCAUAUUCCGGUGCCGUGUUAACAACUGUGGCUGUAAUUAUGUGGCACUCAUUUUGACACUUUUAGAUACGGUGUAAUUGAUAUUUAGUUAAAGUCUUGUCUGUGUGUUAGACACUGUGUUUUCUUUGAAAUUGAAAUGAAUAUGUAUAAACAUAAAAAGAAAUGUUAAUUUGUUAUUUUAAAUAAUAUGUUAAAACAAGAUAUUUUGUUAAAAGUUAUUUUGUUGCAGCAGAAAAUAUAGUUUAAAAAAUAGUUAUUUCACUGCACCUGAUAUGUUUUGUACAGUUUAGAAAAAUACGUUAUAAGAUAUUUUCUACACGUAAUAGAAUUUGUAUUACAUUUA